AUUAGACUUCUGCAAUGGCGAGUGAAGAACUGCAAUGGUGUAUAGGCUUGAUGAACGCAGCUGGUCGUUACCUGACAGCCGAACAGUUUGGUUAUAAGAUAAACGCUUCUGCAACUACUUUACGAAAGAAGCAGAAGUGGAUUUUAGAACAAGAAGACAAUGUUGUAUACUUAAAAUCACAUCUCGGAAAGUAUUUAAGUUCAGAUAGGAAGGGCGUUGUUAGUUGUUCAACGGAAACGAAAGGUGUCGAACAGCAAUUCUGCGUUACGUAUUGUGAAAAAGCUAAUGGACGAUGGGUAUUUAAGAGCAAACAAACUGGUUUAUGUUUUGGCGGAACUGAGGAUAAAUUAUCCUGUACAGAGAAAGAAGCAACUGAGAGAGAGUCGUGGAGUGUACAAUUAGCUUUGCAUCCACAAGCACAUUUGAAGAAUGUUAAUCGUAAAAGAUUUGCAAAAUUAGAAAAUGAAUCUAUCCUUUGUAUUGAAACAAUACCAUGGGGGAGCGAUUGCCUAAUAACUUUUGAAUGGCAUGAUGGAAAUUACGCUUUGAAGUCAGCUGAUGAGCAUUAUCUCCACAGAGAUGGUUCUCUUGUCGAAGUUUUAUCUAAAGAUACCAUGUUCGCAUUAGAAGUCCGCAGUUCUGGAGGCUAUUCUGGUCUUGCUUUCAAAGAUUACGAAGGAAGAUUUUUAACGGCUGUUGGUAAAGGGACAAUGUUAGCGAGAAAUACCACUAUCAGUAAGGAUGAGCUAUUUGUCCUAAAACAAAGCCACCCGCAAGGAUAUUUUACCCACUGGAAUGGCAAGAACGUAUCCAUUCGUCAGGGCAUGUCUCUCUCGGCAAAUCAAGAUAGAACUGAAGAAGAAGAGACUCAUCAAAUUGAAUACGAUAAAUCAUCGUCAGGCUGGAAAUUUAGGGCUCACAAUGGACAGUUAUGGACAGCAGUUUCGGCCGGCAUUGAGGCGACAGGUCCUGACAAAGUGACGAAAGCGAAUCUAUUUGAUUUUGAAUAUCUCCACGACGGUUUUAUUGCUUUAAAAUGUCGUAUGAAUGAUAAAUACGUUUCAGCUAAGCGAACUGGAAGUCUAUCAGCUUCCGCCGAGAAGAUAACAGACACGGAGAAAUUCGUUUUUAAUAUAAUUAAUAGGCCUAUGAUUAUUUUUCGAACCGAUUUCGGUUUUAUGGGUUGUAAAACGCAAAUGAAUUCGAGAAUCGAAUGUAAUAAAGCGUCUCACGAGACCUUGCACUUGGAGAGUGGUAAAAAUGGAGAGUACUUUAUUAAAGGUGGCGUAAAAGAAAGAAGAUACUGGACUGUUGCGGCGGAUAAAAGUAUUAAUGCCGAUGGCCUUGAACCUUAUCCAUUCUUUUUCGAAUUUGCCUCUCAAAGCAAAAUGUACAUUCGCAACGCUGACAAUGCCUAUAUUAAGUGCGAACAGAAUGGGACUAUUUGUUUAAAAGCUACUAAACAGAACGCGACUCAAAUUGAAUAUUAACCAUAUUCCAUAUUAAAAUUCAUGUUGCUUUCUGUCUCCUCUGCAAAAAAAAGAAGCUUUUGAGAUCUUAACAGAGUUUUAAAGGUUCAUAUUUGAAUUUCGCGCCAAAUAUUGUCUACUGUGGAUAGCUUUUAAGGCGAAAGAAGAUGGCCGGCAGGAUUAAACAAGCCCUAGACUUACUUAAAACUUAUCCUAGAGUAUCAUUAGGAAAUUUAAAACCUCCGCCCUUCACAAUUACUAGGGUUCGUAUAAUAGAUUUAUUGCGGUUGGGUUUUUUAACAUUUUCUGCUUAGUGAAUAAACUGAUGUUAAACAAAUAUUCUCUCAUUAUCGCUCAAAGUAACACGAGUUUAUUGCAGAGGAGAAAUAGACGAGG
This is a messenger RNA of Dimorphilus gyrociliatus, 1865 nucleotides long. NCBI's taxonomy places the organism in Eukaryota, Metazoa, Annelida, Polychaeta, Dinophilidae. The record is from the annotation of a GenBank genome assembly.